This is a messenger RNA of Daphnia pulex (common water flea), 5832 nucleotides long. RefSeq lists its product as uncharacterized. Gene Ontology annotation, molecular function: nucleic acid binding. Gene Ontology annotation, biological process: DNA integration. The coding region runs from base 220 to 5832 and encodes 1870 amino acids. The record is from RefSeq and is a predicted model, not a curated record. The transcript has 3 exons. NCBI's taxonomy places the organism in Eukaryota, Metazoa, Arthropoda, Branchiopoda, Diplostraca, Daphniidae.
AGUGUAUAUAGUAUUGAGUGAAUUGAUACGUGAUCUCGAUUGAGUCACGAUUGUAUAUUGACGUCUCUGGUCAUUGCCCACUCCUAAUUGUGGACCCUGGGCACCAGUUUGAUAGUCUAAAUACAGCAUCAUCCUAUUUCACUCGUUGGCCCAAGCUGUCAUUGUCAUUCUUGGUUUCAUUGGUGAUCGUAGCAGGACAACUGCAAGAAAGAACUGACAAUGGCCAGGGGCAGGAAGAAGGCUGAUCAAGCCCGUCAACAAGUUGAUGAAGACACUAUUGCUGGUAGAAGGAAGAAUCGAAACGUCCAGUCCAUUUAUCAAAGACAAACAGAAGAUCUUGGCAAGUCUCAAGCACAAACCACAGCCAACGAUGGUGGACAAGGACUCAACCUUCAGACCCCAAAUGCAAAAAGUGAAACAACAUCUCAACAUAGUCGAGCCCAAGAUGCAGUCGAACGCGAUGCUGUGCGUUCCAAGAUUGACUUAGCAUGCAAGAUGAUCAACACGCUGAUCGCAGACAACGGUUCUCGCCGAGCAUGUCGCGGAUUGGUUGACAAGCUCGACUCUAUGUUUGCAGAUACCGAACGUCUUAACCUGUUGGCUGUCAUGCCAAACGAUGCCGAAGAGUUUGGAAGACAAGCAGCCAUCCAAAUUGCACUGUUCACUCAAAUUGAGACAGCCAAGGAAGACGUGGAUGGAUUCAUCGAUUCUCGUGCAGACGAGGCUUCUUCUAUUGCCUCCUUUCAGCCUCUUUCCAUCCGAAGUGAAGUAUUGCGCAACUGGACUCAAACGCAACAACUCCGUCAGCAAACCUCUCAAGCGCUGAUCGAUGCGAAACAGAAAGCCGAAGAAGCUCAACGAACCGCAGAAAAGUUGCAAAAAGAGUCGGACGACGCAAAGCAGAAAGCGGACGAAGCAAACAAAGAGGUGGCAAACCUAACAGGAGCUAUUGGAAAAAGAAAAUCUGCAAGUACAGUAAUCAGUGGUGGAAAUCAUGAUUGGGGAGUCAAGAAAGCUGCUAUCAACGAUUGGCGUCGGAAGUCCCUUAUUGAACCAAGAUCCCAGGAAACCGAAGAGGAAGGCGAGCCCGAUUGUUGGAUUGACCGAUAUUGCUCCGGUUUAGAAGAUCCGACCUGGUUUUAUUCCCACAAGGCCCCAUCAUUGAAAAGUGAACUCCCGGUAUUUUCUGGUAAAGCUUUGGACUGGUUCUGGUGGAUUGAUCUGUAUCGUUCAAUGGUGCAUGAUCAACGGAUUUCAGCUGGCGAGAAGUUAGCAAUUCUGAAGAGUCGUUUAAGCGGUGAGCAACUGGAUAUUGUUCAAGGCCUAGGAGGAGGAGAACCUGCUUACAAAUCAGCGCUAUCCCGUCUCAAGCAAGCAGCUGGACGCCGCGAUGUCAUGCGAGUUGCUCAUCUCAGUGAGCUCGAUCGGAUGGAUCUCGGGCGUGAUCCAACAGCAUUUCGUCAGUUUGCGGAAAAGGCGAGGACUCAUUUCUUCGAUUUGACGCGAAUGGGAGAAACUUCAAGCUCCGACAUCAUCGAACGUUUAUGCCGAAAGCUUCAUCCAUCGGAUCGUCUCGAGUGGAAUUUCGGAAGAGGAACUGGAUUGGAGCGUAUAAGUCUCAACGAAUUUGGUGAGUGGCUAUGUGAAAGAGCCUCAGCUUAUCAAAACGCGUACAAUAUCGCGGCAGAGCAAGCAUCCGGAAAUGGGUUUGGCAAUUCGCGCCAUCGUCCGACCGCCGCACGUGCUCAUCACGCCAGCUUCGAACCAGAUCGGUCAGAAAAGCCCUACAAGAGUCGCUGCUAUUGCUGCAAUGAAGAGCAUCGAGUGUUAUCUUGCCCAACCUUCAAGGCGAUGCCGACCAAAGAGAAGAUCAGAUUCUGCAUUAGAAGGCGGUUAUGUCUCAAAUGUUUCGGAGCGAAGCAUUCAGCCAAAGAUUGUACGUUCGGAAAAAGAUGCGGGGUGAAAGAUUGCCCUUAUGAACAUCACAGCAUACUCCAUGAUGCAGAAAGUGUUCCGACGGUAAAAGGCGACAGUCAUCACACUUCCCUUUCAGCCCGAGCGGAUCAUAUGAAGGUGGCGCUGGGAGUAAUUUGGACCGAAGCCUACGCUACUGAUGGUACAGUGAUUCCGGUGUCGGUGAUGAUCCAUGAAGGCAGCGAUACUACGUUGUUCCGGGAAGAUUUCCUCCGUCGUCUGAAGAUAACAGGAAAGAAGCAGAAGCUGGAUCUUGUUGGUGUGACCGGUGCCGAACGUUACGAUUCUCAACGUGCUGACGUGCGAUUUCGACUACCGGACGGUGAAGAAACAAUUAUCGCCGGACUGACGAUACCGCAAGUCGCUCGCCCCACUCCAAUUGUUAAUUGGAAUGAAUUAAAACAACGGUGGCCCCAUCUUGUCGACGUGCCUGUUAUGAAGAGUGGAGGAAAGAUCGAUGUGUUGCUGGGUCUUGAUCAUUCACAUUUGAUUGCCGUGCUUGAAUCUCGAGUAGGUAGAGAUGAUGAACCGUUUGCCUCUCGAACCCGAUUGGGAUGGAUUGUUCGCGGCUUGCUGGGAGGAGACAUCGGUCCGAUGACUGCCCGCUCUUAUCAUCUUACUGCAACUUCAAGAGAAGAAGGUCCGUCUGUUCAAGAAUCAUUGGAUGCCGAAUUCAGAGCCUUUUGUGAAACCGAAAAUUUUGGAACGGAGUUUCGAGGUGAAGGUUUGUCGGAGUCAGAGCAGAAGGCCGAGAAAAUCGUGAAUGAAGGCUUACGAAAAUUGGACGUUGGGUACGAGGCUCCACUGACCUGGAUUGAAGGAGAGCCAGCGUUCGAAAAUAAUCGGAAGCUAGCUGUACACCGUUUGCAAGAUUUGAAAGAAAACUUCAAGAAGAACCCUAAGCUGGAAGAAGAUUAUCGGAAAGCUAUCAAGAAAUAUAUCGAUGAAGGAUAUGCGUCGCUAGUCGAAGACGACGAUCUCUACUCCGACGAUCAGUUUUAUCUUCCCCAUCACGGAGUCUACAAAAAGGUCUACGGGAAGAAAGAGAGAAAACUGCGAGUCGUAUUUGAUGGAGCUUCCCGCUGGAAACGGAAGAGUUUGAACGAUGGAAUGCGGUCCGGUCCAAAACUUCAAAAUGAUUUAGCUAAAGUUCUUAUUAGAUUCCAACAGGGUGAAAUUGCCUUUUCAGCAGACAUCACAGCCAUGUACAGCCGAAUUCGACUGAAGCCAAGUGAUGCCCGAUUUCACCGAUUCCUAUGGCAGGAACCUGGAUCAGAGAAGAUUUUAACGUAUCAGAUGGACAGACUGCCCUUCGGAUUAAAUUGUUCUCCGUUCAUAGCUCUCAAGACAGUGAAGCGAGCAGCUGCCGAUGCCAAAACGGGGAGGAAGGAGUGCAUGGAAGCGGUUGAAAAUAACAUGUAUAUGGAUGAUUUAUUGAAAGCCGCCGACAGAAUUACUCUUCAACCAAUUGGAGAUUCUACCGUGGAGGCAACAUGCAGUUUAGCUUCUGAUGAAGUCGAGAAGUUGCUGGGAAUCUUUUACGAGCCUAGUACCGACGAUCUGACCUUCCGAGUGACCGGUGCGGAUGAAGUGGAAUGGACGCGUGCUGGACUACUCAGCAAAGUGGCAGCCGUUUAUGAUCCGUUAGGCCGUGCAGCUCCUCUGAUUGUAAAAGCGAAGAUUAAACUUCGCGAAUUAGGCAUCAAAGGCUUGACUUGGAAGGACGUCGUGACCGGAGACGAUAAGUCAUGGUGGCAACGUUGGUUCAGCACGCUGAAACAUUUAAACAGCAUCCGGAUGCCAAGAAAUCUUCAACCAAACAAAAAGAAUAUCAAGAGCAGUCAACUUUUAACCUUUUGUGAUGCAUCCGAAGAGGCCGUUGCAGCUGCAGUGUAUUUGAAUACUUCCUACGAAGACGGUUCCUCUAAUUGCCGAUUGGUGAUGGUGAAAACGAAAUUGGCUCCGCGUAAAACAAUUUCCAUUCCUAAAUUGGAACUUAAUGCUGCUCUGCUUGGUGCAAGACUUUCCAGGUACGUGGAAGAGGCGUUAAACCUUCCGGAUCUCACCCGACUAUUCUGGACGGAUUUGAGUACCACCCGGAAUUGGCUACGCGCCGUUGCUGCUCACUACACUCCAUUUGUCAGCCAUAGAGUUGGGGAAAUACAAUCUCUCACCGACCCGAGCGAAUGGAGAUUUGUACCUGGAAAACUAAAUAUUGCUGAUGUCGCAACGCGGUCACUUCUCAUCGAUGAAGAACCGAUUCCGCCUGGCUGGUUAGAAGGUCCAGAUUUCCUGAAACAACCCAGCAAUUUGUGGCCAAAGGAUCUACCCUGGAUGGCUGUUUCCGAAGAGCGACGUGCGGCCCAUACUCAACAUGCGACAAAACUUCCGUCAAAUUAUGAUUGGUCAAAGGUGAAAAUUGACUCAUCCAACCUCUCUCUUUGUCUUAAGAUGGAAGGCCCGUUUAAGGAGUUGGUGCGUCGGUGUCAAGAAGAGGAAUUUAAUGAAGAUAUCCAGCAACUCCGCCGGAAUCGACCGCUUAACCGAACAUCGAGACUUCAACAAUUGAGCCCGUUCUUAGACAGCGACGGAAUUCUCCGACUUGGAGGCCGCAUCCGUCGAGCCCGUUUACCUUAUGAUGUCUUGCAUCCUCCGAUCUUGCCAGGAAAACAUGUUUUUGCAGAGGCGAUCGUCACAGCGCUCCAUACCGAGGCGCAUCACGUCGGCACGGAUUUUCUACAUUCAAAGGCUAGGCAACACUUCUGGAUUCUACAAGGAAAGGAGCUGGCCAAGAAAAUUCGCUUUAAGUGUCCAACUUGUAUUAAGACAAGAGCCAAAUUGGCAACUCAGAAGAUGGGAGAUCUUCCAGCCGCCCGUUUGGAUUCAUACUCCGCACCAUUUACCCAUGUCACGCUGGAUUAUUUUGGUCCUAUGGAAACUUCGGCGUACAGGGGGAGAAUUAUCAAGCGGUAUGGCUUACUUAUAUCCUGUUGUGUAACGCGCUAUGUUUAUCUAGACCUGGCUCAAUCAUUGUCGACACCGGAUUUUCUUUAUUGUUUUCGUCGAUUCGUCGGGGAGUAUGCUAAACCAUCCGAAGUCUUCAGCGAUAAUGGCACAAACUUUGUCGGCGCAGAAAAAGAAAUGGUUGCAGCCGUUCUUGAGCUACAAAUGGACGAAAAAUUUCAAGAAUUCGUUAAAGAAAAGUCGAUUGUUUGGAAAUUUCAGCCGCCAAGUGCUCCACAUUUUGGCGGAUCUCAUGAAUCGUUGGUGAAAUCCGUAAAAAGAGCACUCUACAGAGCAUUGGACACAGAAAAGGCCGGCUUAAGAUAUCCAACGGAUGAAAUGUUGAGAACUCUAUUGAAGGAGGUGUCGGGCCAGCUGAAUAGUCGUCCCUUGACGCUCGCGAGUAACGACCCGGAAGAUUUUCGGCCCAUCACACCAAGAGAUUUCUUAAAUUUGCCGCCAACUUCAGAUUUGCCAGCCGGAAUCGUCAAAAAUGCUCUUCCUCGGGACCAUGUUCGAUAUGUAAAAAAGAUGUCUAAUCUUAUUUGGGACCUGUGGACUAAAUUUUAUCUGCCAACAUUGAUUCCUCGACGAAAAUGGACGGCGGAAGAGAGAAAUUUUGUCAUCGGAGACGCCGUAAUGGUGUCAGAAAGCAAUCUGCAGCCCAGCCAAUGGAAGACGGGACGCGUGAUCGAAGUAUUUCCUGGAUCUGAUGGCCUCGUCAGAGUAGUUAAAGUGAGGACGGACAGCGGCGAUUAUCUACGAGCCAUCCAUCGACUAGUUUUGCUGGAACCAAGCUCGGCCAGCGUUCCGCUAACCUCGGGGGAGAAUGUUCCAGCGAAAAUCGACGCGUAA